Molecule: messenger RNA, 5113 nt
Organism: Chrysoperla carnea
Lineage: Eukaryota; Metazoa; Arthropoda; Insecta; Neuroptera; Chrysopidae
Exons: 12
Coding region: 32-5113 (1693 amino acids)
Source: RefSeq, a predicted model, not a curated record
UGUUAUAUUAACACGAACAACAUGUCAUCUGAUGGUAGCAGCUGCGGAGCAAAAAGAUUUAAAUUUAAAUUUUGAACAAUCAAUAGCUGCUGUUUUUAACAAGGUUGCAUAUGGUUCAUCGACAACAAAACGUUCGAUACCCGAUAAUUGGUCAUUACCACAUUUUUCAACAAUUGCAACACCAAUAUUAACCACUUACCAAUAUCGUGAUGGCGGUAAUAACGAGUGGUUACGUGUUGAUGAAGUAAUACCAACAUUUAAUGAAAAAAUCGGUCCGAAACGUAACAAAGAGGAGGAUGACGAUGGAGAUAUCGUUAAAGAACGGCGACAUCAACAUAAAUCACAUCAUCAUAAUCCUGAUUUGAUUUCAUACGAACAUGAUUUGGAAAAAGAUCAUGUCCUUCCAACAUCCGCUCCGAAUGCGGAUAUCUUGAAAGGGAAUACAAAUAAACAUUACAGUAAUCCAAAUCGUUAUGCAAAUGAUCGUGCAAAACAUAAUUUACAAGUCUAUGGACAUGGAGAUAUUGAUCGUAUACGUGAUACGGGAACAAUACGAACAUACCCGGAAACUCGACGUCCAAGUAGUCUCCUAGAAACAGACUCCGGAAAAAUUGCAUCAACUCAAAGUAGUUAUAAUUUAUUACGUAAUAUUAAUCCAACACCACCGAUGCAUCGUGGUGGUGGGGUUGGUAUUGGGGGUGAUUUCCCCAGUUAUUCUCCACCAACUCGAUCACAUUUCACACCUCCAUUGCCACCGGAAUAUGGUAAUCCAUUUGCGGAUAAACCUACUUUGAAAGGUACAAAUUCGGGUACAAAUAAUUAUCAAAAUCGUCGUCCAAUACCUCCACCAAGUAUAAUGCCGAGACAAGAACGAAUUCCUUUUCGUCCCGACUUACCACAAAUUGGUUUAACAUCACCGGCACAUAAUAAAACAAACGGUGGGAAAGUAGGGGAAAGUUUGGAAACACGUAAAAUGUAUAAUAAUUCGGGUGAUGGAAAAAAGAAAGUUUUAAAUACGCCAAGUUUAAAUACCGAUAAAUUUGGGGAGUUUUUACCGCCGCACACCCCGAUUAAUGAGUCACAAUUUGAGUAUGAUCAAAAAUCGAUGAUACCAAGUAUUAGUCGUAUUUUAUCUGGGUCAAAUGGACGUAAAGAUCCGAUAUCUGACGUACUUUUACGAACAGUAACGGAAAAAACAAAUUACCAUAAUGUAGUAACACGAUAUCCACCAACACAAUCUCAAUCGCAUGAAACGACAAAAAAGUUACAUGAAAAUACUUCCAAGCCAAAAUUUGUCGAAGAUAUAAUUGAUGAGGAAAUAACUUUCAAAGGCGAUGACGUCGUACAAUCCUCACACAUCGAUAAUCAACAUCCAACAAGUACGGUUAUAUCGAACCCAGACCCCGAGGAUGAAACGACAAUUAAUAUCGAAAACGAGUACCAAAAUUUACCGAAUAUCAAUCGAAAUAAAAAUAAUUUUCAAAUCUAUUCGACAAAAACGACGUAUUUUAACGCAACUAACCGAGAUAAUUUUUAUACGUGGCAUGUAAGCUGGAAUUUACAUGUAUACUUAACCGCCAUCUUGUAUACACUUUUGGCGGUAUAUUCAAUUUAUAAAAUAAUCCGUUUCGAUAAAUUAACACACUUAUUCAACCAAGGCUAUUUUAUUGUUGUACAUCUAUUGUUAACAACAAUAUGUGUAUCUCGAAUAUUUUAUUUAAUCUAUGAUCCGUAUAAUAUAAAUUUAACGUUUCCAAAAUUUAUCUCUGACAUUUUAUUAAAUUUACCGUUAAGUUUAUUAGCGAUUGCAUUUGCAACGUUAAUAUGUUAUCUAUUAAAACGAACGUUAAAUAAAACAAAUUUCAAAAUGAAACCAAUAUUUGUUAUAAUAUUUUCAUUUUUACAUAUAUUUUUAUGUAUUACGCUACAUUUAUUGGAAAAUUUUGAUUUGUUAGGGAAAAAUAAUAUUUUAAGUUUAGUUUGCCAAUUUAUUUAUGUUUUAUUAUGUUUAUUACUUGGAUUUAGUUAUUUGUAUUUAUAUAAAAUUAUUAAACAAGUUUUGUCCAAAAAAUCACAAAAUUUCUCUGAAUUAAGUGUACAAAAUUUAAGUUAUGCCACACAUAUAACAAUCGCCGUUGCAUUGUUGUUCAUAUUAAUGUCUAUUUUACAAAUUUACGGUAUAUUUACAAACAUACAUGAACGAUUUUCAAAUAUACCGCCAUUUAAAUGGUUAGCAUGGGGUUUUCAAUUUUCAAUACGAUUAAUUGAAAUCGCAAUAAUUGCAUUAUUGAGUUGGGUGGUUAGUUUAAAAUUAUCGAUACGUGAGAAAAAUAUUGAUAACAAUAUCUCCUCCGGUUUUGCGUUAUUCCCGUGUGCGAACUCGAAUUCCACGGUCGAUAAUGAAAUAUAUCCAGCGAUUUGUCAAACAAAUCAAAAUGUCCAUAACUUUACACUUCGUUCGGGGAAAAGUCUCUAUGAUGAUAACUAUCCGUUAGGAAACAUGGAUGGUAUACCAAAUGAGAUAAUUGGACGACCUAAUUUGGGUAAUGCAGUGACAACUAACACAGUUGGAGCAUCGGAUUCGACGUUUGAACGAGGUGUGAAUAAUUUCGAACGAGGAUCAAAGAAUAAUUUUGAUCAACGUCCACAUCCUUAUCCCGAUUGUCAUCAUAUGAAUAAUUUCGAACAUAAAGCGAAUAAUUUUGAACGAUCGAAUUAUGAACGGAAUUCAGGGAGUAAAAUCGCAGCUCCUGUACAUAAUUUUGAUCGUCAAUAUACAAGUCGUGGCGAUUUAUCUUCGUCCCAAGAUAUUAACUGUUUUGAUAAUCGUUAUUUAGACGAAACAUCACAUCAUGAAGAUCAUUACGAGAAUCCCGACCUAGAAUUGGAAAGUUUAACACGUAAAUCGAAGCGAGGAUAUGAUAGAUAUAAUUCGCAUGCUGAUAGAGGAGAUAAUUCGGAUGCAUGUAGUGUGAAUUCGUAUCAUUCGAACAUUCAACAAAAACGAUCGUAUAUUACAAAUCCCGAUAACGAUCAAGGAGUUUAUAAUGAACCGGUUGAUCAUCAAGGUGGGAAUAGUAGCGGGGCUGAAUAUGGUUUCCAAAAAUAUGAGCGAGCAAAUUUUGAACGUCCUAGUUCACGUUCAAAUUCCAGUUAUAGUUCAAAACAUUUAAAUCGAUCCGAUAAACGUUCAAACAGUUCCAGUUCUGGUAAUUCUGGUACAUUUGAACGACGCUCAAUGCGUAAAUCUGGUACGCUUAAUGAUUUUGGUAAUAAACGUGGUAUGCAUGCGGGUGGUAUGGAUAUACAUGGAGGUGCUAGUUCACAUGCUGGAUUUCGUAAUGGUAUACAAACAUUAAAUAGUGCUCAAAAAGUUCAUAGUUAUGGUAAAAGUUCUGGACAACGUAUUGUGAAUUUAAAUAAUGAUGAAUUAAGUGAUUCUAUGUUAGUGGACGAGAAUGGUUUUGUACGAUUCAGAAAUAUGGGUACGGAAAAUAAAAAAUUAGAACGAUCACGACGUUCUGAUUCGAAAAAUCAUAAUAAUUCAGAAUUUUCAAGUCAGAUGAAUGUUGGUUCAACGUUAUUUACAGAACUGGACAUUUCAAAACGAUGUUGGACACGCGAUCAGGUUGCAUUAUUGAGUUCAAGGCGAUCAUUUCAAAAUUUAUUACCUCACGAGGACGAUAUUGACAUCACAAAUGAAGAAUAUAUUCAACAUAUGUUUGAUUAUUUUUUAUUGGUUUUAGAAAAUGUUCGGAAUUCAUCAUAUGGGGAAACGAAACAUAUUCUUUUAGUUGCUUUAUCAGAUACGUUAGAUGUAUCGGAAAUGGUUAUACCUUUACCAUAUUUUGAUUCAAAAGAAAACCCCGUAGCAUUGGCCGUUCCAUUGAAGACAUCACCUGUCCGAAAUGUAGAAAGUAAAAACGGCGUAAUGUUAUUAGCGAAAUAUUAUAAUAUUGCAAUACAGUGUUUGGAAUCGAAGGGAAACGAAUCAUUAAUGGCACUACGUGCAUUUAAAGAAAGUUUUAAGAAGUUUUUAGAAAAAGAGGUAUUACCAAAAUUAUAUGAUGAAAAAUUUUAUUCAGUUUUUGGUGGAGUUUUUCGUAUUUUUAAAGACCUAAAAGUUCCAUUUACAACAAAACAAGGAUCUGGAGUUCGAAUUGACCCAAAACAAGUAUCUGACGACUUAAAAAAGUUAAUACCAAACAAAUAUGGCUUUAUUUUAAUUGUGAUUGGUUUGGCCGCUCUUAUCUGGUUCUGUAUAGGACUUGUUUAUUGCCUCAUAUGCAUGCGAUCCCUUAAAAAGGAAAAAAAACUUAAAAAGAAUGUAUAUACAAAAGAUAUACGUAGCGACAAUGAUCCGUAUGGGCCGAAAUCUAGGGAUGGAAAUAGUUCAGAAAAGAGUGCAAAAUCAUAUAUUUGUAUUAAGAAAAGCAUCAAUCAGAUACGAAGGAUAUUUUCUUCUCCAACCACAGAUAAAGAAGGUAAUAAAAAUAAAACAAAAUUUUCCACUAAAACUCAUAAGAAAGGAUGCAUACAAAAUUUUAACCAAAAUUCGGAAAAUUUAAUGGCUAGCAAAAGUUCUAUAGACACCAAAGAAAAAUGCAAGCCAAUAUUUAAUGAAAGUGAUUCUUGCUCCAGUAGCACCACUAGUUCUAAAUGCACCCAAAGUACUAAAAGUGCUAAUAGCCGAGAAAUUUUAGACACAUAUGUAUGCCAAAAACAUACAAACGACCUAAAGUCUGUUAGUUUUAGCCCAUCUUCACCAGAACCAAGAUAUUAUCCAGAAAAUGUUGGCAGUACUACCGCCUCUAAAGAAAGAAUUGCAAGAGCAUGUUUAAAUACAACGAAUUAUGGGACUUGUAACAGAGCUAUUUCAGAAGAAUCAACGACACUUACAGCUUAUCCUACAAAAAAUAAAGCAUGUGUAGAGCUUUCAAAAUCAAAAUCUAAACAUCCUUUUAAAUAUAAUUUCAAAUAUGAUUUAGAAAAUACUUCGAGUUCCGAAUCUUCACCAGGAGAUCAACUUUGGCCUUAUCCAGUAAGUAACUUGUCAAAUACGAGCAGAAUACAAGAGAAACGUAAAUGUUCAAUUACAAAACGUAAUAAUUAG